Messenger RNA from Trichoplax adhaerens, 1995 nucleotides. RefSeq lists its product as uncharacterized. Gene Ontology annotation, cellular component: Golgi membrane. Gene Ontology annotation, biological process: protein O-linked glycosylation via N-acetylgalactosamine. The record is from RefSeq and is a predicted model, not a curated record. The transcript has a single exon. The coding region runs from base 1 to 1995 and encodes 664 amino acids. Gene Ontology annotation, molecular function: beta-1,3-galactosyl-O-glycosyl-glycoprotein beta-1,3-N-acetylglucosaminyltransferase activity. Lineage: Eukaryota; Metazoa; Placozoa; Uniplacotomia; Trichoplacea; Trichoplacidae.
AUGCUUAUACGUAAAAGUAGUAGACGCCACUGCUACUUUCUAAUCAACUGGUUAUUGUCAUUUACUGUGAUAAUCCUUCUUAGUAUCAAUUUAUAUGUUACACUUUAUGGCAGUCCAUUUAAAGCGUCCGACGGUAGUGGCAAAUUUCCUAUCGAUGACAAUAUCAACUUAAAAGUAACAACCCAACCAGUACAAAGCAAAAGUUUAAUUAGUCCUUCUAAGAGGACGAAUAAUCACAACCAGAAAAAUCCUCACCCUUCAACGGUACAUUCUUGCAAUAUCCCUUAUGAAUGUAAAGAUAAUGAUUUAGCAUUAAGUAUAACAUCAGGUCCUCGUCAUGAUUCUGCUCGUAUUUGCGUUAAUGGUAAAUAUUACAUCGAUGCAAAAUCGUCUACUCGCGGUUUUAACGUAGUUGUUAUCAAUCCUGCCACAAAGUUAGUCGUUGAUUCACUUGCAUUCGAUAUUUAUGCUGGUCAAAGUGGUGCGCUAGUUGAUUACAUCAACAAAGUCACUCCUGGACAUUUUCUUGCAAUGGCUACGGCCGAUGAUGCUUUCUUUCGUAUAUCUGAAGAGGUAAAACAUGCAAUCGAGCAGCUUGGCAGUGUCACUAUUCACACAUUGAAUUUUAGAAGUAGCUGGGUAUUUGUAGGAAGGAAAGGAAGUAAGGGCGCUACGCUGUUAGAAGAGAUCUCUCAUGGACUUCGGUAUAGGUCUGGAGGUCCUAAAAGCAUUGCAACUUGUAUACCUAUUGAUAUUGAUAUGAAAAUGACCAAUAUAUCAUUUUUUUGCGAGAAUCAUUCAGAGUUUGAUGUACUUUGUAAAAAGAAAACUGUUUUCAUACCGCCCAGAAUAGGAACUGGUCCAGUCAAAGCUUCAGCUAAGCCAGCGUAUAAAUUACCAAUUGCUAUUAUCGCUGGAAAUCGCCCUUUUUACUUACAAAGGUGUCUUGAAUCGUUACUUCGCGUGCCUAAUAUCGAUCGUUCCCUUAUUACAAUCUUCCUCGAUGGCUUUGUAAGGACACCGGCAUGGAUAGCAAAUUUAUACGGAAUUCGUGUCAUUGUAUAUCCAAAAUCGACGACCACUUCCAAAAAAUCGUUGAAAUUACGCAAAUUCGAUCAGAUAGCGGUACAUUAUCGAAGAAGUCUGGGAACACUAUGGGACAUUUACCCACAAAAAUCAUCGACAAUUAUUUUAGAGGAGGACUUGGUUGUUUCACCGGACAUUCUGGAUUACUUCUCUGAAAGUUUACCUUGCUUGAAGGCUGAUAAUAGUAUCUUAACCAUUUCUGCAUGGAAUCCUAAUGGCUAUCGAAGUUCUUCUUUUAAUACAUCUCUUUUGUAUCGAUCAGAUUUUUUUUCGGGAAUGGGAUGGAUUUUAACGCGAAAAUUAUGGAAUGAAAUAGCUCCAAAAUGGCCUUCCUGUUGUCGUGGAGUAAAUUGGGACGACUGGCUGAGAUUAAGCCAGCAACGCCGUGGUCGCGAUACAAUUUAUCCUGACGUGUCACGUAUCUAUCAUAUUGGAGCUGAAGGAGUAAAUAAUGAGAAUUUUCACAAACUACAUUAUAAGAAUCAAAUUUUGAAUACGAUAAUAGGCGCAAAGCUACGGAAUGUAAAUAGUGUUAUAAAGGCAGAAUAUGACAAGGAAAUAGAACGUAUACUCAAGAUUGCUACACCUAUUCGGUAUAGCAGAAGUAAGAAGAAAAAUGUUUGUGGUCCAAGCAUGAUACCCAACACGUCUGGGAAAAAUUAUGCAAUCUAUUUCUAUCAAAGCUCGCUUAAUGACUAUAAGUUUGGAAAGGAGUUGUGCGCUUGUUUUCAAUUAUGGGACUCAGGUGGAAUACGUGGAUUGUAUAGUGGCAUCUUUCGUUUUUAUAAUAAAAAAAAUCAUGUUAUCGCGGUUGGAAGCCUUAGUAAAUUUGCUAAACGCUUUAUGCCCAAAAGAUACUCAAGUGAUUGGUUGUCUGAAACUGCCACUAAAAGUAAAAAGCCAUCGUAA